CCGGGCGACACCGGCGACACCGAGCCGAGCCUCUCCGGGCCGGGCUGCACCGCACCGCACCGAGCCGAGCCGAGCCGGCAGCGCAGGGCAGGGCAGGGAGCGGAGCCGCGGCUGGAUGCGCUGAGCGCGGUGGGGACGACCGGCUCCCGGAGCAGCGGCAGCGGCAGCGGCAGCGGCAUGGGUUGCUGGGGCUGCUGAGCGGCGGCCGAGCCCGCCUCUGCUCGUCCCCGCCGAGGAGUCGCCAGGGAAUCGGGACGCGCCGCCUCGCCGGUGCCGGGGACACCCUCCGGCCCCCCAGCCCCAUCAGCCGAGGAUGCCCCGGGGGCCCGCGGGCCGCCCCCGCCGCUCGCCAUGAGGAAGAACCCGGCCGGGCCGCGGGCGCUGCCGCCGCCGCCCGCCGCCGCCUGAGCCCCGUGCCCCGGCCGUGCCCGUGCAGGGGCCACCCGAGCGCCCCGGCGCCGUGACCCUCCUCCCGCCCCCUCGCCCGGCGCGCCCGGCUAUAAAGGAGGGUUUUAUUCUCGGGCUCCGGUCUCACGCCAAACCCUGUCACACCGUCUAGACGAGCUGUCGUGGGGCUCGGCCCAGCUGUCACCAUGGCGAUGGAGACGAGUCCGCUGUGAAUUUUGGGGGGGAGCGAGCGAGCGAGAGCGGCGGCGGCGGCAGAGGAGGAGGAGGAGGAAGGCUCGGCCGCCGCCGUGCCCUGCCCUCCCCCGCGGGGGAGGCUCGGACCCCCCGGCGCUGCCGACCGCGGCUGGAGCCGGCCCGGCGGGGAGCCCCGGGAGCCAGCGGCCGCGGGCGCGGGGCGAGCCUCAGAUGCGGCUGUCACACAACCCCGGCCGCGCUAUUUAAAGUAACGGGCCCCGCCGGACACUGGUGUCUCUGCCUAUUUAUGAGCCCCCGGGAGCCGGCGGGCGCCGCCGGGCAGCGCUAAGAGCCGAGGCCGCCGGGAGCAGCGCCGGGGCCCGCCCGGAGCAUGACGGCGAUCCGGGCGCUGCUGCUCUGCCUCUGCCUGGGGCUGCGGGCCGGCGGGCAGCCCUUCCUGCGCCUGCGACCCUCGCCCAGUGACAACCUGCCCGUCAAGGACAUCGUGGAGCACCCGGACCCCGAGUACGACCCCAAGGAGCAGGACCUGGACGAGAGGACGCUGAGGAAGAAGCUGGGCAGCCAUUUCGACCCCGGCUUCAUGGCCGUGGCCGUGCCGGGGCCGGCCAACGCCUCGGGCGCCGCGGCGGCGGCGGGGCGGGGGCGGGCGGCGCUGCCGGCCGAGCUGCGGCGGCUGGAGCUGGGGCCGCCCCGGGGCCCGCGCCUGCGGCUGGGCAAGAAGGCGCGGCGGAAGGUGCUGCAGUGGCUCUGGGCGCACACCCACUGCCCCGUGCUCUACGCCUGGAAGGACCUGGGGGUGCGCUUCUGGCCGCGCUACAUCAAGGAGGGCAACUGCCUGGCCGAGAAGUCCUGCUCGCUGCCCGAGGGCAUGUUCUGCAAGCCCGUCAAGUCGGUCACCAAGACCUUCCUGCGCUGGCACUGCCAGGGCUGGUCCAGUCAGAAGUACUGCACCUGGAUCCCCGUGCAGUACCCGCUCAUCUCCGAGUGCAAGUGCUCCUGCUAAGCCUUCCCGGCCCCUUGCACUGCCGCCCUCCUCCUCCGGAUCACUUUGGGGAGGGAGGUUUUUCGGGUGGGUUUUUUUGGAGGGGGUGGGGUUUUUUGGGAUAGUUUUUGGGGGGAUUUUUUUUUCUCCGCCUCCUGCCCCCCAGAGCGAAGUGGGAGAAGAUGAACCUCUUUGGGGUUUUUGCUGGAUAUUUUUUUGUUGUUGUUUUGGGGUUUUUUUGUUAAUUUUUGGGGGGGUUGUUCGAUUUUUUUUUUUUUUUUUUUUUUUUUUUGUUAAUUUUUUUUUCUUUAGACUUCUUUUAAUGUUAUUUUAUUCAAAUGGGGGAAAAGCGAACCCAGGAACUGCAGGGCAGGCCAAAGGCACAGUAAAGCACUACAAUCAGAUGUCUAUUUUUAUACGUAUAUAGCCUUCUAACAAAAGGAAAAUUAAAAAAAAAAAAACUUUAAAAAAAAAGGAAAAAAAAAAAAACUACCAGCCGUGUAAAUAGAGAGAUUUUAAAGGAAAAGGAGGGGUGGGGGAAAUUGCAGCUGUUUUUUUUUUAUUAUUAUUAUAAUUAUUAUUGUUAUUAUUAUUAUUUUAAAGACACAGGACCACAUUUUAAACCCAUCCCCACAGAACCCAAGCACUUCCCUGUCGAAGGGAAGGGCAGAAAUUUCUUGUAAAGAUAUUUUUAUCAAAAGGAGAAAAGGGGCGGGGGGUGUAAAAAAAGAAAAACAAGAACUGCAGCAUCCCUGAACGGUUGUUUCUCUGUGCUGUAUUUUUUUUGUCUUCUUCAGACCUUGUCACUGAUGUUUGAACUAAUUUACCAAGAUCUCUAGGGUUUUUUUAAAAGUGUAUAACAAUUAAUUAAGAAGGAAAUUUUAAAGAAAAGUACAAAUCUAUGAAAGAGUGGAAUUGCUUUGUUGUGUGGGAAUACAUAUAGUCGUGUAGAGAUGUUAAAGGAAAUUUUCUGUGUACAGUUUAUUUAUUUUUAUCGUUUGUGUAUAGGAAAAAAAAAAUGCUAGAGAUUAUGCCAGAAACUAUUGGAAAUGUUUACUUGAAUAUUCCUUUUAAAACAUAUCAAUGUAAAUAUGAGCUAUCACUGAUCAAAACAUUUUUAGCAAUAAACUCUAUCGUUGAAGAAAAAACCCGGUGCUGCACUCCAGCUUCCUGGAAGACCAGCGGAGACUCGGAUUCUUGCUCAGAGCAGGUGAUGAGUAAAGGGCUUUGUCUGGUCCACGCUGGUGUAAAUCACGAGAUGCCCCAAAAGUCGGGACAGCUCCACCGGUUUCUGUCUCUCCGGGAUCCCAAAAAUCCCGAAAUCUUUGGGACUUCUUUGCGUGUAUAACCUGUUGGGGAAAGAGAAAAACACCGACGGGAGAGAAAUGGCUCGUAACGCAUAAAAGAGCUGCGAUGUCCCGGGCUGGAGGUGUCAUCUGAAGUCCUCGGGAGGUUCUAUGCUCUGCGGCUCUUGGAUUCGGCUCUCCCGUUGGCAGAGGAAGCGGUCGAGGUUACUGCCCCGGCCAUCAAAGCGCCUGACACAGCUUAGCAACCCCGCGUGUGUCGGAACAAAUGUUUUUACUCGGCUGCCGCUACUAGCGAAGGACGGAAGGAUGUAGACGAGCCCUGCGCCCUGCCCUGCCCUGCUGCCGCGCCGGAGCCCCGGGUCCCGCAUCCCUGCCCGGGUGUGUGCGGGGCUCAGCACAGCCUGGGUCCCGCAUCCCUGCCCGGUGUGUGCGGGAC
Oenanthe melanoleuca is the source of this 3328-nucleotide messenger RNA. RefSeq names its product noggin-2-like. Bases 974 to 1606 code for a protein of 210 amino acids. Gene Ontology annotation, biological process: negative regulation of cell differentiation; negative regulation of BMP signaling pathway; dorsal/ventral pattern formation. Lineage: Eukaryota; Metazoa; Chordata; Aves; Passeriformes; Muscicapidae. The record is from RefSeq and is a predicted model, not a curated record. The transcript has a single exon.